AUUUAGAAUGGAAGAUUAUCUAUGUGGGGUCUGCUGAAAGUGAAGCGCAUGAUCAAGUUCUAGAUAGUGUAUUUGUUGGACCAGUUCCGGAAGGUCGUCAUAUGUUUGUAUUCCAGGCUGAUCCACCUGACCCUCUUAAAAUCCCUGUUCAAGAUGCUGUGGGAGUGACAGUUGUCCUUUUAACUUGCUCUUACAGAACAAAAGAGUUCAUCAGAGUUGGUUAUUAUGUGAAUAAUGAGUAUGUUGACCCAGAAAUGAAAGAAAAUCCUCCUACAUCACCUCAGUUUGAUAAACUGCAGAGAAAUAUUCUUGCAACUUCCCCCCGGGUGACAAGGUUCAAGAUAGAUUGGGAUGACAACCCCAGUAUGGAUGGCAUCCCAACACCACCUUCUUCUGCAGAAAAACAAAUGGAAAAUCCAGAUGACAGUAAUGGCCCUUUGAAACAAAUAUUUCAAGAGAGUAACCACAGUAUGGAGAUGGAAGUUAUGUGAAAACGACUGAUUAUUGGUUGAUUGAUUGCAUUGCUUUCUUUUAGUUUGUCUUUUAUAUUUUAAGCUCUGUUCAUUGUAUAUAGUCAAUAAAUAUUUUUCGUAUAAUUUAUUAAAAAAAAAAAA
This is a messenger RNA of Parasteatoda tepidariorum (common house spider), 614 nucleotides long. It is a transcript of the gene asf1, whose product is annotated as histone chaperone asf1. Gene Ontology annotation, molecular function: histone binding. Gene Ontology annotation, biological process: DNA replication-dependent chromatin assembly. The record is from RefSeq and is a predicted model, not a curated record. Lineage: Eukaryota; Metazoa; Arthropoda; Arachnida; Araneae; Theridiidae. Gene Ontology annotation, cellular component: chromatin; nucleus.